AUGACGGACAUCUACGAAGUCAUCCAAACCGCGUCGGACCAACACGUCCGAACGCUUCUCCGCCUCCUCUGCGAUAGCGACUACAACAUCAAAUCCCGAACCGCAGAAUUCCACGGCAUGAUCGAGAACCUCCAACCCACAGUCACCACAUCAUCCUCCUUACUCAUCAACAACCACAACCACAACCACAACAGCCACAACAACCACAACGACUCGACAUGCUGCUCCAUCUCAUCCGACCGAAAACGAAAACGAGAUCCCCUAGAAAUCUUCUACUGCGUAAAUUGCAAAGAAUGUUUCAUGGACGAAGAAAACGACGACGAAGCCUGUUCGUACCAUCCAGGAGAAUUCGACCCGGAUAGGGAUGAUUUUUUCGCAGAUCAUGAUGAUGAGGUUCAUGGCAGGUUGGAUGAUGAGGAGAUGUUCGCGACUUAUCCGCAGGGGUAUCAUAUGUCAUGUUGUGGGGAUAGGGGUGAUACGGUGGGCUGUUAUACGGGACAACAUAUUGGGGGGAAUAGGAAAUUGAAGUCUUCGGGGUCUGAUGAUGAUGAUGAAGAGGAGGAGGAGGUAGAGGAAGGGGAGGAGGAGGAGGAACAGGCUAAUAGUGGUAGAAGAGAGAACGGUGAAGGGGGGACGGAUGAUAACAAGGAGAAUAGUAAUGAGAAAGAUGGAGUAAACUAA
Molecule: messenger RNA, 681 nt
Organism: Orbilia oligospora ATCC 24927
Lineage: Eukaryota; Fungi; Ascomycota; Orbiliomycetes; Orbiliales; Orbiliaceae
Exons: 1
Coding region: 1-681 (226 amino acids)
Source: RefSeq, a predicted model, not a curated record